Molecule: messenger RNA, 996 nt
Organism: Cyphellophora europaea CBS 101466
Lineage: Eukaryota; Fungi; Ascomycota; Eurotiomycetes; Chaetothyriales; Cyphellophoraceae
Exons: 1
Coding region: 1-996 (331 amino acids)
Biological process (GO): chorismate biosynthetic process; shikimate metabolic process
Molecular function (GO): shikimate 3-dehydrogenase (NADP+) activity
Source: RefSeq, a predicted model, not a curated record
AUGGCCGUUGACCCACAAGCACAGCCAGCACCAGCUGCCAGCGAUGCAGCAUCCUUCACGCCUCCAUCAGUUUCGCACCUCCAGAAUGUGGCAUAUCUCAUCGGUCACCCAAUCGCACACUCCUCUUCACCAGCACUACACGACUCAAUAUCAGCCACUUCGCAGUUUCCCUAUGCCCAGGUCUUAGUCGAAACGAGGGACCUUCUCUCAUCCUUGAGACACCUCCGCGAUCACCCAAACAAACCCAGACUCCUGGGUACAGGAGUCACCAUGCCGCACAAGGUCGCCGUCAUCCCCCAUCUGGACCAAUUGACCCCUGAAGCUCAGGCGGUCGGUGCCGUCAAUACCAUCUUCUUCAAGCCCGACCCAGCCCAGCCUGAGGGCGGCGUCCAGUUCUGGGGCCACAACACCGACACCAUCGGCAUCCGCGACGCCUUCCUCUCCAACAUACCCUCAGACUCCAUCGCCCGCUGCAGAGGCAGACCUGGUCUCAUCGUCGGCGGCGGCGGUACCUGCCGCGCCGCCAUCUACGCUCUACAGCAAUUUCUAGGCUGCAGCAAGCUUUACAUCGUGAAUCGGGACGAAUCCGAAGUCGAGGCCGUGCUGGCAGAGUGUCGCAAACGGCAAGCAGCCAACGACCUCAUCCACGUCUCGUCUGUGGAACAGGCAGAGCAGCUGGAGGCCCCAAGCCUGAUUGUGAGUGCCGUGCCGGAUUUCACGCCCCAGCGCCCAAGCGAGAAGAUGGUCCGAGAGGUCCUGAGCCACUUCCUGGACAAGCAGAAGCAACAAGACCGAGGGGCGUUGCUGGAAAUGUGCUAUCAUCCGUCGCCCAACACGCAGAUCAGUCAGCUGGCUGGCGAUUCGGGGUGGCAGGUCAUUGGUGGGCUGGAGGCCAUGAUCGGGCAAGGCUUAGAACAGGCGAAGCUGUGGACAGGUGUCACCGUCGACGACAAGUUACGAGAGGCCGCGAGGCAGGCUGUCAGGCCGAAGCAUUAG